AUGUGGAAAUCUAAAAAUGACCCGAACAUUGGACCAGCAUUCGGACAACCGGAACAAAUUCGUCUUGCCUAUGGAGGUGACCAAUCCACGUAUUCUGUGACGUGGCAAACCUAUGAUGACACAUUGAAAUCAAUUGUGGAGUACGGAAAAGACAUUUCUGAUUUGAAGAACUCGGUGGAAGGAAGAUGUGCUGUAUUUUUGGAUGGACAGAAGCAUAGCGUAUGGAGAUAUAUUCAUAGAGUCAAUCUGACUGGAUUGGAGCCUGGGACAAGAUACUGCGGAGGGUUCAUUUAUGCAGUCUAUGGAGACUUGGGUGUGGAAAAUGGGCGUUCUCUGGGAACAAUUCAGAAAAUGGCACAAAAGGGAGAACUGGAUAUGGUAUUGCAUGUUGGAGACUUUGCCUAUAAUAUGGACGAAUCGAAUGGCGAGACUGGGGAUGAGUUCUUCCGGCAAAUCGAGCCAAUAGCUGGAUAUAUUCCAUACAUGGCGGCAGUUGGAAAUCACGAAUACUACAAUAACUUCACUCAUUAUGUCAAUCGGUUCACCAUGCCGAACUCGGAGCAUAAUUUGUUUUAUAGUUACGAUCUUGGUCCCGUUCAUUUUAUUGUCUUCUCAACCGAAUUCUACUUCAAUCUUCACUUGGGAUACCAUCAGAUGGAGAAUCAAUUCAAUUGGUUGACGAAUGAUUUGAAGAAAGCCAACGCGAAUCGAAAGGAAGUGCCCUGGAUUAUCACUCAAGGACAUCGACCGAUGUAUUGUUCUGAUUUCGAUGGAGACGAUUGUACCAAGUAUGAAUCCAUUAUCCGUACUGGACUUCCAUUGACUCAUGGAUACGCUUUGGAGAAACUCUUCUAUGAGUAUGGUGUUGAUGUUGAACUAUGGGCCCAUGAACAUAGUUAUGAGAGACUGUGGCCAGUGUAUAACCGGACAGUAUUCAAUGGAACACAACAACCAUACGUGGAUCCACCGGCUCCUGUUCAUAUUAUCACGGGAUCAGCGGGAUGCCGAGAAAACACAGAUGUCUUCAUUGAGCAUCCACCGCCAUGGAGUGCUAUCAGAUCGACGGAUUACGGUUUCGGAGUCAUGAGAGGUGGAACGGAAGACGAUGAUUUCUGGGUGAUCAAAUCGUCUCCAAAACAUCAUCGACCAUUCAAACACCGAGAUUUGAAAAGGCUUCGGACUUAUGGAACACACGUACCGAAACAUCACUGUCAUCAUAAAUCACAUUGUGAUGAGACAAGAAAGAAAAGAACACGAAGACACCAGAAAAGAGAUGAAUGA
Messenger RNA from Caenorhabditis remanei, 1281 nucleotides. RefSeq lists its product as uncharacterized. Lineage: Eukaryota; Metazoa; Nematoda; Chromadorea; Rhabditida; Rhabditidae. Bases 1 to 1281 code for a protein of 426 amino acids. Gene Ontology annotation, molecular function: metal ion binding; acid phosphatase activity. The transcript has 8 exons. The record is from RefSeq and is a predicted model, not a curated record.